Molecule: messenger RNA, 3566 nt
Organism: Strongylocentrotus purpuratus (purple sea urchin)
Lineage: Eukaryota; Metazoa; Echinodermata; Echinoidea; Camarodonta; Strongylocentrotidae
Product: SH3 domain-binding glutamic acid-rich-like protein 3
Exons: 3
Coding region: 94-375 (93 amino acids)
Cellular component (GO): cytoplasm
Source: RefSeq, a predicted model, not a curated record
AGUAGUAUGCAUGCGCAGUUUAUACAGUACUUCCGUAUAUUUUAGUUCCUGGUGUUGUCAUUAUAUUCCUGUUCGACUUAAACUUCCUUUAAAAUGGCGGGUGUCGUAGUAUACAUGUCUACAGUGAGUUCUAACCAGGCUAUCAAGAAACAACAACAGAGGAUUAAAAUGAUCUUAGAUGGAAAGAAGAUUGAGUAUGAGGAUGUAGACAUUUCACAGAAGGAGGAAGAUAAGGUGAAGAUGAGGGAAAUAGUUGGUGAUCCAAAAGCCCUUCCACCUCAGAUCUGUAAUGGAGAAACCUAUUGUGGGGACUAUGCUGCUUUUGAAAUUGCUGUUGAAGAAGAGGACAUCGAAGGUUUCCUGAAACUGAAGUGAUUCCCAAACUACCUUCCUUAAACUACAUUUGGCUCUCUUCAUAAUUGACUACCGUAGGUCAUGAAAGAAACAACAAAUAAUAGUGCAAGUUUUAUCUUUUGGAAUUUUUCUAUCUUGUUUUAUAUUUGCUAGUUGAGGUGGUGAGUGAUUGCUUUGGUUCGUUGGGGUUUUUGUUGUUGAAAGUAUAGAGAUGUUAGUUAUUAAGAUCUAGUUCCAUUUUUUCUUCUUCAUCCAAUCUAAGCAAAAUGUGAUAUGGGGUGUAUCGCAUAGGACAUUUCGCAGACAUGCAUUCCAGUAAUCACGCUACAAAGUCAAUUAGCUCAUAAGCUAUUCAAAUAAUGUACCAAACCCUACCAUGAUAUCUUUCAGAGUGAGUCAGUUGAACUGCCUAAUGGUCAAACUUGUGUUUAAUUUGCUGUAUGCCAAUGUAUACCUACAAUAUAAUGUCUUCAAAUAAUGUUCCAAUGUGGCUCAUGUUCUUUUAUAUAUUCAUAAAAAAUAUGAAGUAUAAGAGCUAGGGCCGUCGCUGCUCAAUAAAUACCCUUGUGUGUUUUUACGAGCCAUGCAGAAACACAUUAAAAUUCCAGGCAAUAGUCACAUCGUCUCUUUGGAGCCAGAAUAGCUUUAAUUCAUAUACUUUAACACAGAGUCAAUUGACGCCCUUCUGAAGGGAUACAAGGGCAUGCUGCGUGUACACAUGUGGAAUGCAUGCAUACAAUACUUCACCCUUGGCUACUCUCGUACAAUGCUAGUUCCUAAUGCAAGUCUAUUCAACCAUAAGUAUGUUCUCUUGCAGGUUACAUUUGGCAUUUCCGGGCAGUGAUCUUGUUAGGUACAUGCAGGCUUGCUCUGUUAACUUUUGCCAUUAAAAACACUUGUAUCUGUUCAGAGCGAGCAAGAAGGGCAUUAUCUCUGUUCUGAGUUAUGCCUUUCUGACUCUCAACAUACCAGUACAUUAGCUUUACAUCUAUGUGUGUACAUGCACACAGACAUUCUAUUAUACUACAGCAUAUAAUAUGAUCCUUGUUCAGCUAAAGCCUCGGUCACAAAUGCCAUUACGAACGCCCUACGAACGAUUUUCAGACAAUGGAAAUUCGGGAAGACAAUGGAAAAACGGAGAUUCGUACGAAAUUAUCGUUUGUGACCUUUGUGACCGUAGCAUAAGGUUUCUUCUGUGUUCCCUAGCUGCUCCUGUUUUUUCUGACCACCCCGGCCUGUACCACUCUAAUUCAACUGCUGACAGUAAAGUCAUGUUUGUAUGUAUCUCUCUCUCUCUCUCUCUCUCUCUCCCUCAUCUUUCUCUCCGUCUCUCUCUAGCUCUCCAUCUCAUCUUCUCUCUAACUCUUUGAUACACAUUGUACUAUCAUGUUUGCACCGUUGUUGAAAAUGUUGUUGAUAUACAUGAAAACAAAAAUAGUCAAUUUAUAAUAAUAAUAAUAAUAAAAAUAAUAAUAAUAAUACACAAGAUUUGUAUGGCGCCAAAUCUACUUGACAAUCAACUGCUUAAGGCGCAGCUUGUACGAGUGCUGUAGAUUUAUAUAUCUUUGCAGUGCAGAGGUUCUCAUAGAAAUAGGAAAAGUCCUAAAAAUUCUUAGUUAAAACCAUUGCAACAUUUGAAAAACAAAAUGUAUAAUAAUUUCAUUUUCAACUGUAUUGAUUUAUCCUGCUUAGAUUUAGACUACUAGUAAUUUGGUUUAUUUUGUAUGAUGGGAUGUUGGGGUUGUAUUAAUUUUCUAAGAAAUGAACGUUUAAAUGAUGUUGGUACACAAGUAUUACUGUAAAUUCUUCAUUCAAAAACAUGGUACAUCCUGUUUUAUACGCAAUCAACAGUAUCUUAUUAUGUGCUCUAUUAAGCAUUCCAGUACUCUUAAUGCACCUCAAGUUACAAGCAGUUUGCAAACUGAAGUUGGUAAGGAGCUGUUCACACUUCACACAUGAUGAUAGGGAGUAUGUAAGAGGACCAACAUGGCAUACAAGUUUAUCAGUUGUAUCUCAAUAGACCUUUUAACUAAUUAGUUCAGUUAUAUGGACUUUUCUUCCAAGGACCCGUGAUGACACGUAAUUUCUUUCGCCCAAUGAUUUUUAAUUUGUGAUAUCAUCUGUAAUCAUGAAUCUACCUUGCAUUCAUCAUAUUGUAUAAUUGAAGCUAGAAGGGGGCCUUUACUCAUAUAUGGAUUAGCAGAGUAAAUGCCCUUCUGGCUUCAAAGAGACAAUAUAUUGAAAUGUCAGGAAACUCUCUGGCAAAGAUUACUGGUCAUUAAGAGCAAUUUACAACAAAGAAAUAUGCAUACAAAUUAAAUACAUCGGCUAACUGCCACUGGUGUUUUGAGACCAUUUUGCCCUUCUAGUACACCAAAACAAGUGAUCAAUUGAUAUUACAAAAGUUUAUAUGUUGAAUCGGUUGCUUCCGGGAUUAUAAAUCAAGAGAUUUCUCAUAGAUUGGCCUUUGUCCUUUACGAACAAUUCAUAAAGUGUGUUUUUGGGGUCCUAUGUAACAUUCCAGUAUUUGUAAACUGUAUUGUUUUCUAUUUUAUUCCUUAUUCCCUUAUGUUUUUGUUCUUUGCUGAUACCAUGAAGGCACUUGCCAAUUCAAAGAUUACGUUCCAUUUGUGCAGAUUUAUAGUUAUAUGGAUUGUCUUUGUGUUUUUCUUUGCUUUUCUUACUUAUUCCUGUUACUUUUACAUAUGUAAAAUGAGCACAGUUUCGAGGAAAAAAAUCACAGUAAUAUACAACCAAAAAGUAUUUUGUGCGAGAGUAUAUUCAUUUGCAGUGUAAUUGUAAUAUAUAUGGAAUAUUUGGAAGGAAUUAGAUGCCUUUACCGAUAGAAAGUAUGCGCAGCUCAGCUGGAGAUACAGGAAAUAUUUUUUAUUUCAAAAUGCAUCUUCAUAGAGAAAUUCUUACUAGGUGGUGCUUUAAUAUUUUGUGUCGUUUUAUUAUUAUUGAUGAUUGUGUACAAUUCAUUUUAUGAUGCGACUUUUCCAAGUUUUUGUUAAAAUGUAUUAAAUUGCGUCUUGAAAUAUGUUCCUAGUUGACUUACAUUAUGUCAACAGCAGAUAUAAUAGUAACAAUAUAAUAAGUAAUUUACUUAUGACAAAUAUUACAGACAAAAUUGUUACAUUGAUCAUAAAAUCUUGAAGUGCUCUUUCGCAUCACACAAUUAAAAGAGAAGAAUAUCUUGGCUGUACCACGUA